AUGGACAGUCUAGCAGAUCUCCAGCAGCAGCCUGUUGCAGCAUCACCUCCCAGUCAAGAAUCAGGUCAGAGCCUCCCAGGCCUGAAAGAGACUCUUGGAAAGGAGUAUCACGCUCGCCGACCCAUUGCACCCGGUCCGCCACCGGCUCCCGAGCUCUUUAUCCCAGGACAAACUGAACUCUACUUGGACGACCUCCCAAUCAGGACAUAUCAGAUCGGAGAGAACCACUACAACAUGCAGCAACCACCUCAUGAAACGAGGAGUGAAUUCCACCGGACCACCAUUGACCGCAGAACUAUUACCUACACACUAGAAGUCGUCCAGCAACCAGAGAAAGCUCGAGCAUGUGGCUCCGGUAACAAAUCUUCCAAUGACCGCAGACCAGUCGACCCGCCACCUGUUGUCGAGCUCAAGAUCUUUAUCAAUGGAACCGAAGCGACCAUGAUCUACGACGCCACGUUCAUGCUCUACGCCAGCUUGGAGGUCGCUCGACCAAUUGCCGCCGGGAAGAUGCACACACCUACUGCUAUCCCUGUGUUAGCUGGUGUCACCGUUGCGAGCGCCGCUUAUUUGGAGAAGCCAAAGCGCGCUGCGUACUUCAUAUUCCCUGACCUGUCUGUUCGGCACGAGGGUUGGUACCGUCUUCGAUUUUCUCUCUUCGAAGGCGUCAAACACGAUAUCGAUGCCGACAUGGGAAACCCCUUUGAUCGCACUCUGAGAGUUGACAGCGUCAACGCGCCGGUCCGCCACGAAGGCGUUUUCAACCGGAUGGAUGUCUUGUCCACGCCCUUCCAGGUCUACAGCGCGAAGAAGUUCCCAGGUCUCGAUCAGAACACCGAACUGAGUGUCCUAGUGGCCGACCAGGGCUGCCGAGUACGCAUUCGACGUGAUGUCCGGCAAAGAAAGAGACGCCCAAAGGCUGGCGCUGAUGGGGACGAAGCUCCCAGCUCCUAUCAAGGUACACCUCAUGCCAACUACCAAGCUCUCGAUCACUCUAGAUCCGCCAGUCGCGACAGCCUCGGUAGCCAGUACGACAGGAGGGAAUCCGUCGACAGUGUUCAUGGCCGGUCCGCUGUUCCAAACCGACAGAUUUCCGGGCUCUCGCUGCCAAUGACGAGCCCUCUGCUGCCAACACCUUCGACAUCAAUGCCGCCUCCUUCUGCGUAUGGGCAGUUUGCGACACCUAGGCCUUCAUUUGAUCAGAUCCCGCGGCCGGGACUUCCUCCGAUGUCUUCUCGCCCUGGACAACAAAGCCAGUCAAUUGUCCCAGGCGUGAUGACCAGGGACUCCGAAUCAAAGUUCACGCUGCCGCCACUGCUCCAGCCCCCCAAUAGCAGCGACCUGAAGCAUGGUCCACUCGCACCGAGGUACAAUAUGCCUGCACCCGCUUCGAUGAAAAGGCCUUUCCGCUCGAGCGAUUACGGAUACCAACCACCUCUCAAGUCUGGAGCUCGACCAGACACAUUUUCGUCCGCAUAUCCCGCUCCUGCGGCACCUGGCGCGCUCGACAUUAUCGAGCCUGACGUUGGUGGCGGUGAGGACGAUGACGAUGAAGAGACACAACGUUUGUUGAAAGGUGAUUUGGUAUAUACCGCUGCCGACGGUACAAGUAAACGCGUCAUCGAGAGAGAUGGCAACUUCUACCGACCUCAGACAUGA
Messenger RNA from Cladophialophora yegresii CBS 114405, 1659 nucleotides. RefSeq lists its product as uncharacterized. Bases 1 to 1659 code for a protein of 552 amino acids. NCBI's taxonomy places the organism in Eukaryota, Fungi, Ascomycota, Eurotiomycetes, Chaetothyriales, Herpotrichiellaceae. The record is from RefSeq and is a predicted model, not a curated record. The transcript has 2 exons.